Cottoperca gobio is the source of this 3039-nucleotide messenger RNA. RefSeq names its product opsin 8, group member c (gene opn8c). Gene Ontology annotation, cellular component: membrane. NCBI's taxonomy places the organism in Eukaryota, Metazoa, Chordata, Actinopteri, Perciformes, Bovichtidae. Gene Ontology annotation, molecular function: G protein-coupled receptor activity. The coding region runs from base 955 to 2001 and encodes 348 amino acids. The transcript has 4 exons. The record is from RefSeq and is a predicted model, not a curated record. Gene Ontology annotation, biological process: G protein-coupled receptor signaling pathway.
ACCAAACCAGAAGGUCAAAGGAAGCCUGUGGAGCUCGGAGACAGGAUUGUGUCGAGGCACAGAGCUGGGGAAGGCUACAAAACCAUUUCUGCUGCAUUAAAGGUUCACAAGAACACAGUGGCCUCCAUCAUUCUGACAUGGAAGAAGUUUGGAACAACUAAGACUCUUCCUAGAACUGGCUUCCCUUCCAAACUGAGCAAUCAGGGAGAAGGGUCUCGGUAAGAGAGGUGACCAAGAACCCGAUGGUCUCUCUGACCGAGCUCCAGCGAUCCUCUGUGGAGAUGGGAGAACCUUCCAGAAGGACAACCAUCACUCCAUAGAUCUGGGCUGUAUGACAGAGUGGCCAGACGGAAGCCAUUGCUCAGUGCAAAACACAUGAAAGCUGCUUGGAGGACUCUCAGACUGUGAGAAACAAGAUUCUCUGGUCUGAUGAAACUAAGAUUGAACUGUUUGGCCUCAAUUCUAAAUGUCACGUCUGGAGGAAACCAUGCACUGCUCAUCACCUGUGCAAUACCAUCCCAAGCACGGUGGUGGCAGCACCAUGCUGUGUUCAGUGGCAGGGACUGGUAGACUAGUCAGGGUCGACGGAAAGCUGAAUGGAGCAAAGUACAUGGAGAUCCUGACUGGGCCGACGUUCCACCUUCCAACAGGACAACGAUCCUAAGCACACGGCCAGAACAACGCAGGAGUGGCUUGAGCAGCCCAGCCAGAGCCCGGACUUGAACUUAACUGAACAUCUCUGGAGAGACCUGAAAAUGGCCGCCCAUCGGCGGUCCCCAUCCCUAUUGAGACAAUCUGCCCCAAAAUAGGUGUUCCAAGCUUGUAGCAUCAUACUCAAGAAGACUUCAAAGGUGCUUCAACAAAGUAUUGAGUAAAGGGUGUGAAUACUUAUUUCUGCUCUCUGUUCUGGGCAAUGGACUGGUUCUGGUGAUUUGUUACCGCAGGAGGACGAAGAUGGUGGGCUCGGAGCUGCUGUGCGUCAACCUGGCUGUGGUCGACUUCCUGUGCUGCGUCUGCUUCUACCCGUUCUCCAUCAUAUCCUCCUUCCACCACGUCUGGCUGGGAGAAUACAUCACGUGCGUUUACUACGGCCUUGGCUGCUACAUCUUCGGCCUGUGCGGCAUGUUCACCAUCACCGCCAUCAGCAUCACCCGCUACAUGAAGACCUGCAACAGCUUGGUUUACGAUGUGUGGUUGGAGGGAACUAACAUCCGGAUAGCGUGCUGUGCCACCUGGCUCGUGGCGGCUGUUUGGUCCAGCUUCCCCCUGUUCGGCUGGGGUGAGUACGUCCCGGAGCCUUACGGGCUGUCCUGCACCAUCGCCUGGAGGGGUUAUCAUACCUCCGCCAAGGAUGCUUUCUACGUCAUCUGCUCCUUCGCCUGCUUCACCAUGGUUCCUGUCCUCCUCAUCGUGGUGUCCCAGUGUCUGAUCCUCCUCAAGGUGUCCCGCUUCUCCUACUCACUGUCUGCGAGAGGCAUCCGCAACAACCUGCGAUACACGGAGAAACGGCUCUCCAUAAUGUUUUUCUGCGUCAGCCUGGGUUUCGUGAUUGCCUGGGCGCCAUACGCCAUCGUGUCCUUCCUCUUCAUUUUCCACCAGGAGAACCUGUACAUGGCUCCCGUGGGCUUUGUGUUCCCCGCACUCUUCGCCAAAAGCUCCCACGUGUACAACCCGUUCAUCUACUUCUACUUCAACAAGACUUUCCGGCGAGAGCUCCGCUGCCUGCUCCUCUCUGUCUGGCCCAAGCUUGGAGGAAAUCGAGUGGACGUCCACAUCACCACGGUCCACCAAGUUCCCAUCCACAUUGAGCUUCAGGAAAGAGUCUGCGUCCAGAAGAAGAACUUUGGUUUGACUCGGGACAGAACUCGCAGCAAGGAAAAAUACGACAACACCCGUGUCCUUGGCAAGUCGGUGUACACCUGCUGGGGCUCCAUGUCGAAGAACACCCCCAAAACCUUCGACAAAAAAAUGAACAAAGAUUCGCUGCCCGACUCCAUAUGAACUCUGUUUCACUGUUUGUACGGAGGUUGAGAAACGAGAAGGACCCAGAGACGGUCGUUCAAUGCAGUUCCUCCCAAAUAAGUGUUAAAUUGUCAAUGUUAUGUUAAUCCUCACACGACCAACUUUGUAAUCAUACAACCGUCUUGAAAACGUGAUUAUUUGCAAGUUGUAAACACGGGAAUGUCUACCAUCCAUCCCAUAUGUCAUGAGUGUUAAAGCAUUAAGUACGGCCUCACAGAGCUGCUGGAGAGAUAACAUUUCUGCCCAGAGAAAUAUUUGCAAUAUUUUCAUCAGGUUUUUGCAUUCUGUAUGACGCUUUUUAAAUAUUUAUACCGUCAUUAAAUGUUUCAGUUAAUUAUUGUGAAUUGAUGAAAAUUAGCAAAGGGUACAGUAAGUAUGAUUUCUGAGAUCUAAAUACUGUCAUUCAUCAUUUUAUUUAUUUUUUAUUUUUUAAUGUUCUCAUUACUGAGCCAGCAGUUGCCUUUUCUUCAUACAGCAGAUCCACAGUGUUUGAUCACUCUGCCUCAACUACUAACCUCGUGUGUGUGUGUGUGUGUGUGUGUGUGUGUGUGUGUGUGUGUGUGUGUGAGAGAAUCUGAACUUUCCACUUUGUUACUUCUACAUAAUUUUACCAGCUGGGAAUCUUCUCACUGAUGCUCUGACACACAUUGUCUAGACAAUGUCUUAAAAUAUGUGUCUGUCUGCUUUUAGCUUUCAGAUAUUGUCAGAAAGUUGAGCUGGAAAUUUGAUCUUGAUCUAUUUUUACACUCGGAUGUCUUUAGCGGCAUUGAAAUUGUACAAAAUAAUGUGUUUAUAUAAUUCACAGAAAUUGAAAAUCCUCACAAAAGAUGGAAAAUUGAGAAAGACAAUGACCCUGUAGUUUGAUAUUAAGUGUAUAAUAAAAUGUUAAAAUUGUUUACAUCCCUCUUUUCAGAUUAUAAAUGUUUCAUAAUGCUGACAUAUUUUCACAUUUCUUUUGAGUCUCAUUUUCUGGUGAUUAAACGGCUGCAUGAAUGAUAAGAAAUGAAAUCCCCUAAU